AUGGCAUCGGACACGCUGUUCGUGUCUGAGAAGCUUGGCAGCGACGAGAACAAUGGAACGGAGCAAUCCCCAUUGAAAACCGUCUUGGCGGGCUUUAUCGCCUCUCAAGGAAAGGCGAAAAUUAUGGUCCAAAAUGCCGACAAGAAAGCUGAAGCCGCGUGGGUUGAGCUUUCACAGGCACAAAGGAAGAAAAUGACGAAAUUGUACCAACAACACGUUCGAAAAACUGAGAAGGGCGCUGAGAACGAAGCUAAGAAGGCUGCACAGGCUGCGGCGGAGGCGGAAGCUCGCGAACGAAACUUGGCUGCAGCUAAGAAGAUUAGCCUUACUCUUUAUGAGUCCCUUCCUGCUGCCACCACUGUCAAAAUUAUCAACGCUAAGCCCCUCCGAGACUCACGCAUCACUGUGAACGCAUGGUGCGUCCUUACCGACAAGCUCUGUCAUACUUACGACGCCCUCAUUCUUCAGCCCGAAGCUACAGUCGAGCUCCACGGUCUGCUGGAAGCCGUUCCCGAAGGUAAAAAUGCGGAAGGAGGUCACGAAUUGAAAGUCGACUACUGGAGAAUGAUCGCAAAUGCUCCUCCUGGUGGUGUUGAGAAUGUCGUCAACAAAGAGGCUGAUCCAGACACUCUUUUCGACAAUCGGCAUCUGGUCAUUCGUGGUGAAAAGACAUCCAAGAUUCUGAAAAUCCGAUCUCACCUUAUGCAGGCAUUCCGAGAGCAUUAUUUCUCUCGCGGUUACCACGAGGUGACCCCUCCUUGUCUUGUUCAAACGAUGUGCGAAGGUGGUUCGACUCUCUUCAAGUUUGAUUACUUUGGUGAACAAGCAUAUUUGACCCAGUCUUCCCAACUCUACCUGGAGACCUGCAUGCCUGCUCUUGGUGACGUAUUCUGUAUGGCUGAGUCUUACAGAGCGGAAAAGAGCCGAACCCGGCGGCACUUGUCCGAGUACACUCACGUCGAAGCUGAAUGUCCAUUCAUUACCUUCGAGCAGCUUUUGGACCGCAUCGAGGACUUGCUUGUGGACGUAAUUGACCGUCUGCUAAAGUCACCUGCAGGCCAGUACGUGUACGAUCUUCAUCCAAACUUCGUUCCCCCUAAGAAACCGUUUAUGCGAAUGGAUUACAAAGAUGCCAUCAAGUAUUUGAAAGAGCAUGACAUCAAAAAAGAUGAUGGCACUUAUUACGAAUUCGGUGACGAUAUUCCUGAGGCUCCGGAGAGAAAGAUGACUGAUCAAAUCGGAAAAGUGAUCAUGCUUCACCGAUUCCCUGCUGAGAUCAAGUCCUUUUACAUGCCAAGAUGCAAGGACGACGAACGAGUUACCGAGAGUGUGGAUGUGUUGAUCCCUAAUGUUGGUGAAGUUAUUGGCGGCUCUAUGAGAAUGUGGGACUAUGACACAUUGAUGUCGAAGUAUGCUGAAGAAGGAAUCGACCCCAAAGACUAUUACUGGUACACUGACCAGCGAAAGUAUGGAUCAUGCCCUCACGGUGGAUACGGACUUGGUUUAGAAAGAAUGCUCACUUGGUUGUGCGAUCAAUAUCAUAUUCGUGAUGUUUGUCUUUAUCCCAGAUACACUGGUCGAUGCAAGCCUUGA
Molecule: messenger RNA, 1593 nt
Organism: Oikopleura dioica
Lineage: Eukaryota; Metazoa; Chordata; Appendicularia; Copelata; Oikopleuridae
Source: the annotation of a GenBank genome assembly